AUGACAUCUUUGUAUGCACCUCGGAUGGAGGAUGCCAAAGGAAGACUGAGACCAUUUGGUAUAUUCUUUGAAAAGACCCUAAAAGAUUUAAUCAAGGGUAUACGAACCAAUAAUACAACACCUGAGAAGUUGCAAAACUUCCUAACUCAAGCACUUAGUGAGUGUCGAGAAGAGGCCGCCUCAACCGAUUUGAAUAUGAAAACAAAUGCUGUAUUAAAACUCACGUAUUUGGAAAUGUACGGUUUUGACAUGUCUUGGGCCAAUUUCCAUAUUUUAGAAGUUAUGAGUAGUAAUAAACUACAGCAAAAGAGAGUUGGCUAUCUGGCUGCAUCACAAUCCUUUUACAAGGAUCCUGAAAUUUUGAUGUUGGCUACCAAUCUUAUGAGAAAGGAUUUGAAGUAUGGCGGGAAUCACGAUGUCGUUAAAGUGGGAAUUGCAUUAAGUGGUUUAUCUACUAUAGUUACAUCUUCAUUAGCUAUGGACAUUUGUGAUGAUCUUUUUGUUAUGCUCACAAGCUCAAGAGCAUAUAUCAGAAAGAAAGCAAUUGCUGCUUUGUUUAAGGUCUUCCUGCAAUAUCCAGAGGCUUUAAGAGAUAAUUUCGAUAAAUUUGUCUCUAAACUGGAAGAUGAUGACACAUCGGUUGUCUCUGCUGCGGUAAGUGUUGUAUGUGAGCUGUCAAAGAUGAAUCCAGCCCCUUUUGUUGUAUUGUCUCCACUUCUAUAUGGCAUCCUCGUUUCAAUUUCAAAUAAUUGGAUUAUCAUUAGACUCUUAAAACUAUUCACAAAUUUAUCGAAGGUGGAGCCCAAGCUUAGGCCAAAGCUUUUACCAAAAAUCCUAGAAUUGAUGGACUCAACAGUUGCUACAUCUGUCCUUUACGAAUCGAUCAACUGUAUAGUGAAAGGGAAUAUCCUGGACAAGGAUGAUUACGAUACUGCAAUGAUAUGUCUCGACCGUCUACACGCAUUCUGUGACUCCUCUGAUCCAAAUUUGAGAUAUAUAAGCUGUGUUCUUUUUUACAAAAUUGGUAAAAUAAAUACUGAUUUUAUUUCGAAAUUUGAUAAAUUGGUAUUUCGCCUAUUAAACGAUGUUGAUGUUUCAAUUAGAUCGAAAGCUGUGGAAUUGAUUGAAGGUAUAGUUAAUGGGAAUAAUUUGAAAAAUCUUGUCACGACUUUACUGAAGCAAUUUGUUAAUGAGGAUGUUGUACUUUUACAAAGCGAUUCCACGGGCAUAGAAUCAAGGGAGAUACCUAUAGUGAUUCCGGAAUCAUACAAGGUUAAACUAGUUCACACAAUUAUCCGUAUAUGUAGCAUGGACAAUUUUAUCCAUAUGACUGACUUCGAGUGGUUCAACGCUGUACUGUGGGAUAUAUCUGUUUUGGCCUCAGAUUUACCUGACAAGGCAUUAGGAUUCAAAAUCGGCGAGCAGUUGAGAAACAUCAUGGUUAAAGUUCCAAGUAUGAGAGACAGCACACUGUCAACCAUUAUUAAAGUUAUAUCUUACGGUAAUAUCUCAAAUAAUUUGCCGAGCUUACUCAAAGACUGCUUCUGGUCGCUGGGGGAAUUUUCAAAUCAUAUUGACAACGGUGACGACUUACUUGAGCUCAUGAUCAACAGAGAGCAUUUAUAUCCGCCUGAAAUUCAAAAAGUUAUUAUUCCAGCCAUUUUGAAGGUGUUCACUAAUUGGUGCAAUAGCGCACCUAAUCCCAACAUUGAGCGUAUUGAAUUCAUUUUGAAUGGGCUCCUCAAAUAUUUUGAGUCAUUCACAUAUUCAAAAUAUUUUGACAUUCAAGAACGCGCGGUGGAAUCUGUAGAGCUUUUAAAGUUAGUUCUUGAAGCUUUGAAGGAAGACGAUGAGGGAUUGCCUUUACUUAUCACUGAUGUUUUACCAAGCCUUUUCAACUCAUACGAGCUCAAACCAAUAUCACAUGGAACUCAGCAAAAAUUACAGAACACAUUAACGGUUGAUUGCCAAACUCCAUUUUUGACGGAGGCAGAAUUCCAAGCAAUUUUAGAUCAAGAGGAAUCAAAUAUCGAUGAUGGUUCAUAUUCGGACAAAUCUCUGGCUCUAGACGAUGAGGAUUAUUAUGAAAAUGAAGAUACCCGCAACGAGAGACAUUCAAUAAGUUCUGCAUUUAAAGAAGCUGAAACAGAGUCAGAUCCAUUCAUGAAGGAAGAAAAGGAAUCAAAUCCAUUUUACCUGGCUGAUGAAAAUGAAGAGAAGAACAAUGUUGCUGAUUUAUUAGACUUCACCGACUCAAAAAAUACACCUGAAAGCUCAGUAUUCAUAUCUUUAACCAAACACGACUCACCUCAGAAAACAAAUGAAUCAAUCUCUAAAGGUGAAAAGAAAAAAAAGAAGAAGAAGUCUACUACGAAGGUUAAGAAAAGGGUAGAGAUUAUUCCUGAUGAAAUCGUUACCGAUAACGAACUUUUAGCUACACAGCAAUCAAAUCCAAAUCUAAUAACCAGCAAUAAUUCUUCAUCAACUAUCAAUUCUUACAAGGGUAAAAUCAACCUUAAGACAAAUACAAAGCUCGCAAAUUUCGAUUUCUUCAAAAGAAACGAUACAGAUAGCCUCUCUCCUUCAAAUAUCGAUGCAGAAGCUGGGGUUGAAGAUCAAAUAGAGCUGGAGAAAUUGAGAAGUAGAUUUGGGAACCAAAGUCUAGGGCAUACACAAGCGGGUGAGGGAGAAGAAGUUAUCGUUAUCAAGAAAAAGAAGAAAUCUGCGAAGAAGAAAAAAACCUCAAGGAAAAAGAAGAAUGCAGUCGAAGAAGGGGAUUCAGCAAUCGGAUCUUUAUAG
This is a messenger RNA of Zygotorulaspora mrakii, 2799 nucleotides long. RefSeq names its product Apl5p (gene APL5). The record is from RefSeq and is a predicted model, not a curated record. Gene Ontology annotation, cellular component: endosome membrane; membrane coat; AP-3 adaptor complex. Bases 1 to 2799 code for a protein of 932 amino acids. NCBI's taxonomy places the organism in Eukaryota, Fungi, Ascomycota, Saccharomycetes, Saccharomycetales, Saccharomycetaceae. Gene Ontology annotation, biological process: protein targeting to vacuole; Golgi to vacuole transport. The transcript has a single exon.